Paecilomyces variotii is the source of this 1616-nucleotide messenger RNA. Its product is annotated as ribosomal RNA assembly protein mis3. Lineage: Eukaryota; Fungi; Ascomycota; Eurotiomycetes; Eurotiales; Thermoascaceae. The transcript has 3 exons. Gene Ontology annotation, molecular function: RNA binding. Gene Ontology annotation, cellular component: small-subunit processome; nucleolus. The record is from RefSeq and is a predicted model, not a curated record. The coding region runs from base 196 to 1284 and encodes 362 amino acids.
ACAUUUGUAAUUAAGCAUCGACGGCCGAGACCGCGAGGGCGCUUGGGCGCUUAUGUGGAGCCUUGUCACCUGAGGCCCCCAAUCGCCCGAUCGGGCAAUGCCGCUUCGGGGCGGGGAAAAAAAGUUUCGGUAGAGACAGCGCAAGAUCUGAUCUUUUGCUCAGCAUCAACAACAACACCAACCCCUCUGUCCAAGAUGCCGUCCACAUACAAGAAGGACAAGCCGUGGGAUACGGAUGACAUAGACAAGUGGAAGAUCGAAGAAUUCAAGCCCGAAGACAAUGCCGGCGGUACGUUCGCGGAGGAGUCGUCCUUUGCGACGCUGUUUCCCAAAUAUCGCGAAGUAUACCUGAAGGAGGCAUGGCCGAUGAUCACUAAGGCGCUGGAAAAACAUGGCAUUGCCUGUACGCUGGAUUUGGUCGAAGGUAGCAUGACUGUCAAGACCACCCGGAAAACCUUCGAUCCUGCCGCGAUUCUCAAUGCACGCGAUCUGAUCAAGCUUCUUGCGCGAAGCGUUCCCGCUCCUCAGGCGGUCAAAAUCCUCGAGGACGGCGUGGCCUGCGACAUCAUCAAGAUUCGCAACCUCGUUGGCAGCAAGGAGCGAUUUGUGAAACGUCGCCAACGUAUCCUGGGCCCGAACGGUUCAACUUUGAAGGCUCUUGAGCUUCUGACGAGCACCUACAUCCUUGUGCAGGGUAACACCGUUUCCGUGAUGGGGCCGUUCAAGGGUCUGAAGGAAGUGCGCCGAGUCGUCGAGGACUGCAUGGCCAACAUCCAUCCGAUUUAUCACAUUAAGGAACUCAUGAUCAAGCGGGAGCUGGCCAAGGAUCCCACUUUGGCGCACGAGUCGUGGGAUCGCUUCUUGCCCCAUUUCAAGAAGCGCACCUUGUCUAAACGCCGCCAGCCAUUCAAGGUCACCGACAAAUCCAAGAAGCCGUAUACUCCUUUCCCACCGCCUCAGGAGAAGAGCAAGGUGGAUCUCCAGAUCGAGUCGGGCGAGUACUUCUUGUCGAAACAAGCGAAGGAGAGAGCGCGCAAGGAGGAGGUCAUGGAGCGCCAGCGCGAAAAGAGAGAAGAGAAGAUGAAGGAGCGAGAGAAGGACUUUGUUCCGCCCAAGGAAAAGGAGGAGAUCGAAGCAGAAGCAAAGGAGAAGAAAGAGAAGAAGAAGCACAAGCGGAAGCGCGCAGAAGCCGAAGGCGACGUCGAAGCGGAUGGUACAGAGACCAAGAAGAAGAAAAAGAAGAGCAAGACGAAGGAACGAUCGUCAUCUGCAGACGCAGAGUGAUUUUCUUCGAUAAUUUUCCUCGGCUGAAACUUUUUGUGGAUUCAUCUGUCCCUAUAUGGCGCCUGCAUGGGUUGGAGUUCUUCUGUCUUGAUUCUCUUUCGUGCUCCUGUACUGCAUUAAAAUUCUCUUUUUUCUCAUGUCUCGAAUAUGUUGUCUACCCUAUGCAGUAGUGAUACCAUCAAUCUCACUUACCAUCGCACCUGUCUCAUAUCAGGAGGGUCUUUGUUCUCUAACAUCAUCCUUACCGGCCUUAGCAGCCUUACUAGCCCUAGCGGACGCCUCUAGCAUGGAUGUUCCUAAGCCAAAUCAUUCAUUGAGUACAUCUAAACAUG